Messenger RNA from Macadamia integrifolia, 1313 nucleotides. RefSeq lists its product as uncharacterized. Lineage: Eukaryota; Viridiplantae; Streptophyta; Magnoliopsida; Proteales; Proteaceae. The coding region runs from base 536 to 1099 and encodes 187 amino acids. The transcript is spliced from 2 exons. The record is from RefSeq and is a predicted model, not a curated record.
CUUCCUAUUCUCUGGGCCAUUGGACACAUUGGAACGAGAUCCUCUACCUCUGCUCUGACACAAUCUCCCAUGCAUGCUUCAGGCUGUUCUUCACUUCAAGCGGCUUCCUAAAGCUUUAAAAGUUUUCCCGAUGAAAAGUGUUUCUCACUUUUUACUGGGCAAGAGUCGUAUAGCUUUGAUUCGCUUCAGAUGUGGAUAACUAUCAUUAGUUACAGACAUUCAGACCAACCAAUCCCUCAGCUCCACCUUUUCCAAUCAGAACUCAGCCUUCCCUUUGAAUUUAAUAAGGUAAGUAUCAAGAACAGUGAAAAAUCGCAUCUUUCGAAAGAAUAAGAAUUAAGAAGAGUUGGGUUCCACCAGACUCUCAAGCUACCCUUUGAAUGUAAUACUCUACCUUUCUUGUUCACUUGCCUAGGCUUUUGGGCUUCUGAAGAGUUGAAAACCUGAAACAAUUUCAACUUUGAAGCUUGGUCAUUCCCAAACAGAGGAGGAAAGAGGGAGGAGAGGAACUUUUGGGUGUUCAGAGGAAUCAUAAAUGGCAGGUGGGUAUGACUUUUUCAAAGUUGGUAGCAGUGGGAGAUCAUUUAGAGACGAAGAUUUUGAAGAAGAAGAUGUUUGGUCCGUAGUGAUGGACAUAAAGGAGCCCACUUCCAACGACAGAAAACCCAAGGACACGAGUCACAUCUCCUCUGUUUCUUCUACUCCAACUCUGAAGCGCUUUCCAACUGCUUCAAGAAUGAUUCCAAGAGCAAACAAUUCCUCCCAUGAGGCAAAGCUUAUACAGAAAUCAUCAGCACCUGUAAACAUACCUGACUGGUCUAAGAUCUAUGGGAAGAACCCAACUAAGGGAUCUGAUGGCGGCUAUAGCUACGGCUAUGGUGGUGGUUAUAUUCUCAGUGGGGGCCUUGACAGAAUUGUUGGUGAUGAUGAUGAGGAUGAGGAGGAUCUUAUUCCACCCCAUGAAUGGAUCUCUAAGAAGCUGUGGAUGAGUCAAAUUUCUUCAUUCUCUGUGUGUGAAGGUGUUGGAAGAACAUUGAAAGGGAGGGAUCUCAGCAAAGUUAGGAACGCUGUUCUGACUCGAACUGGCUUCUUAGAAUAAAAAAACCCAUCUUCAGUUCGCCAUUCCCAUCGCUACCAUCAUCCGCGGAGUGGACUUGAUGGAUUGAAAUAAACUAAAGAUUAGAUUUUUGUUCAGUUUUUUUCGUUCUCUUUCUGGGUGUCCUUUUCUGCAAAUCAAUGUACAGUUAAGGCUUCUUGAAUCCCUGCUGCUUUGGAAGAUUGCUUAUUUAGAAUCCAAAAUGGGUUUGUUUUAA